AUCAUAUCCUCCAACUUCAACAACCACACUUCUAAUGUCUCGUUUGCUAUUCCUCUUUCUCCUCUCCUUAAUCCUAAAACCUCAGUUAUCCUCUUCAGUUUCAUGCACAAACCACAAGUUCUCGCGCAACAGAUCGUACCAAAAAUGCGCCGACCUUCACUACCUAAACUCCUACAUACAUUGGACCUACGAUUCGGAUAAAUCUCUGUUGCGCUUCGCGUUUGUCGCGCCGCCCGGCACGCCGGAGGGGUGGGUUUCGUGGGCAAUCAACCCGAACGGGACGGGAAUGGUGGGGGCGCAAUCUUUGGUGGCGUUCAAACAGCUCGACGGCGCCAUGGCGGUGAAGACAUACAGGCUCAACUCCUAUAGAGACAUUCGAGAAGGGGAGCUUUCGUACGAGGUUUCGGAUAUGGAGGGAGAGUAUAGCGGUGGGGUGAUGACGAUUUUCGCGACGGUGAAGCUGCCGGCAGGGACGGAUAACGUGAAUCAGGUGUGGCAGGUCGGGAAUAGUGUCGUGAAUGGGCAAUCGCCGGCGAAACAUGAGUUCCAGGAGGAGAAUCUCAAGGCUUUGGGCAAGCUUGAUCUGGUGAAAGGGGAGAGUUUUCGGGACGACGAUAGUGGGAAUUCCAAACUCCGGAAUAAGAAUAUACAUGGAAUACUGAAUGUUGUGAGUUGGGGAAUUUCGUUUCCAGUUGGAAUAAUAAUGGCAAGGUAUGUUAAGACAUUUUCAGAUCCUGCGUGGUUUUAUGCUCAUGUGACCUGCCAAUUGUCUUCAUACGUUGUUGGAGUUGGUGGUUGGGGAACUGGAUUGAAGCUUGGGAGUCAAUCCAGUGGGAUUGUGUACUCCAUCCAUAGGAACCUUGGAAUUACCCUCUUCUGCUUUGCUACUCUCCAGGUAUUUGCACUAUUUCUACGGCCAAAGAAGAAUCACAAGUACAGAUUGUACUGGAACAUGUACCACCAUGGGAUAGGAUAUGCAGUGCUCAUUCUUGGCAUCAUCAAUGUGUUCAAAGGAUUUGAGAUACUGCAGCCAGAAAGGAAAUGGAAGGUGGCAUAUAUCAGCCUGCUUUCAGUGCUGGGAGGAAUUGCUCUUGUGUUAGAAGUUGUCACCUGGAGUGUAGUUAUCAAGAGGAAGAAGAUGAAUAAUGAUGCUAAUAAUUGAUCCACUAGUAGGAAUUAACACCCACACUCACCUCCUAAUUUGGGUUUAUUUUCAUUCAAUUAUUUUUUACUGUGAUGUAAUUUUUAUAAUUUUUAUCUAUAUGUAUUUUCUCUCUGUUGGGUUGAAA
Molecule: messenger RNA, 1289 nt
Organism: Ipomoea triloba (trilobed morning glory)
Lineage: Eukaryota; Viridiplantae; Streptophyta; Magnoliopsida; Solanales; Convolvulaceae
Product: cytochrome b561 and DOMON domain-containing protein At3g25290-like
Exons: 3
Coding region: 35-1162 (375 amino acids)
Source: RefSeq, a predicted model, not a curated record